AUGUCUUCCUCCAAGAAAUACUACAAGGAGAAAAUUGCUCGUCGCAAAGAGGAGAAAGCGGAAGAACCAGAGCAGCCAAAGUACAGAGACAGAGCUAAGGAGCGAAGAGAGGAUCAAAAUCCAGAUUAUGAGCCAACUGAAUUAGGUUCUUUUCAUGCUGUAGCUCCUCCUGGAACCGUCGAUCUUCGGUCAGCUGAUGCUCAUAAGAUAUCCAUCGAGAAGAGCAAGUACCUCGGAGGUGAUGUGGAACACACGCAUUUGGUCAAAGGGUUGGAUUAUGCUUUGCUUAAUAAAGUGAGGAGCGAGAUUGAUAAGAAGCCAGAUGCUGGAGAAGAUGGUGAUGGAAAGUCAAGAAAAUCGAAGGAAGACCAACAAAUAUCAUUUCGCACAGCCACUGCUAAGUCGGUGUAUCAAUGGAUAGUGAAGCCUCAGACUGUUAUGAAGACAAAUGAAAUGUUUCUACCUGGUCGAAUGGCAUUUAUUUUUAACAUGGAGGGUGGAUAUUCAAAUGACAUUCCAACCACCUUGCAUAGGAGUAAAGCUGACUGUCCAGUGCCAGAUGAAAUGGUUACUGUCAGUGUUGACGGUUCUGUGCUAGAUCGAAUUGCUAAAAUUCUGUCAUAUCUUCGCCUUGGAUCAUCCGGGAAGGUUCUGAAGAAGAAAAAGAAGGAAAGAGAUGCCAAAGGGAAGGUUUUGGCUUUGGGAAAUGAAUAUGAUGGAGAGGACAAACCAUCAAAGCCUAAUGGUGGAAUGUCUAAUGGUAGAACUGAAAAGGAAAUUUUGCCACCUCCUCCACCCCCUCCCAGGAAAAAUUAUCUUGAUUUGAGAGAGAAGCAAGGCCCAACUGUUGCUAGAGCAGAAGAGGAUGACAUAUUUGUGGGGGAUGGUAUUGACUAUGAUAGUCCUAGGAAGGACAUGAACCCAAGCCCUCUCUCAGAGGAUAUGGAAGAGUCGCCUCGACACAAGGAACGAGUUUCAUAUUUUGCUGAACCUGCUUAUGGUCCAGUGCAACCCUCUGCUGCUACUCAAGAAUGGCAAGAACUGAGUGGAUAUGAUGCCUUGCAAACACAGGCUUUGGCUGGUGGAUACCAGGGUGAGUGGCAGGACUACCAAUAUGCUGAGCAAAUGGCUUACCCUGAGCAAUACCUUCAGGCCAACAUGCAAGGUUAUGAUGUACAAGCAGGAUUGAACAUUCCACAGGAUCCACGGUUCAUGACUCAAGAAGAGAAGGAUCGAGGAUUGGGAUCUGUGUUCAAGCGGGAUGAUCAAAGGCUUCAACAAUUGAGGGAGAAGGAUGCUCGUGAGAAGGAUCCAAAUUUCAUAUCUGAGAGUUACUCUGAAUGUUAUCCUGGGUAUCAGGAGUACAACCGAGAGAUUGUUGACAGUGACGAUGAAGAUGACUUGUCGAAAAUGGAUAUGGGAGGACGAGCAAAGGGUCGACUUCAUAGGUGGGACUUUGAAACAGAAGAGGAAUGGGCAACAUACAAUGAGCAGAAGGAAGCAAUGCCAAAGGCUGCUUUCCAGUUUGGUGUGAAGAUGCAAGAUGGAAGGAAGACAAGAAAGCAGAACAAGGACCAGAAGCUCAACAAUGAGCUGCAUAAGAUUAAUAAAAUACUGGCUAGAAAGAAGAUGGAGAAAGAUUCAGGUGGUGAAGGUGGACAUCAUAACGAUGAUGUGCAACCUGGAAAGAAGCUUCGGAUCUCAGGUUAAAAGUUUCAGUUCCUUUACCAGAAAGGUGAAAAGCUAAUAGUUCGUUGGGCAGAUGUGUGAUUUCUGCGACGAAUGUAAACUCAUGCAACAUGGAUUCAAAGUGGUGAAAUGCCAAAUUAAGUUUGGAAAUAGGUGUUGUAUUAGAACUGUGGUAUGAUUGCUUUUAUACCAUUAGUGCUUUUGACGUACUGAUGUUCGGGAAAAAGGAAACACUCGUUCGGCCGCAGUUUGAGUGGGAAAAUCUUCUUGCCCUUUGGGUCUGACAGUGGUGGAUCUUGACUUCUAGUUGUAUGACGUCACCCAAAUGGAAGACAGCCACUGUACUAUUUAUUAUUAUUAUUAUUAUUAUUUCCUUCCUAUGUAAACAAAUGCAUUAAUGCAUUAAUGGAAGACGGUCGCAUUAACUACA
Messenger RNA from Theobroma umbraticum, 2119 nucleotides. It is a transcript of the gene SMU2, whose product is annotated as RED family protein. Lineage: Eukaryota; Viridiplantae; Streptophyta; Magnoliopsida; Malvales; Malvaceae. The record is from RefSeq and is a predicted model, not a curated record.